UUAGAUACCGCUAUAUAUAAACAUGUGUCAGAGCACGGAACUGAACUUUUGAAUCAAACAAUUGACCUUGAGAACUUUACAAGCCUACUCGAUGGUGUCGAGUCGCGGAUUCGCAGCGUUUACAACGAGGUCGAGAAGAUAAAACAGCGUCUUACGAAACCCUAUGACUCCCUACGGUCUCACGUCACGCGCAUUCGCCGUCUUGGUUUGAUAUGUGACUCGCUUCGUAAAAUACAGCGUAUAUCUACUUAUAUUCGACGUCUACAGCAGGCACCGAAUGACUUGUCCAAAGCAUCAGAAGCCCUCAGCGAACUAAAGUAUGCUUUUGCCUCAAUGGACUGGCAGGGUAUCGAUCUGCUUGAAAAGUACCAUGUUGUGAUGAUGAAGGAACGUAGCAGGGUUGAGACACAUGCUUGGCAGUUGGUUCGCUCGUCUUCCGAUGUUGGCGAUCAAGCUCGUCUAGGAUUGGGUUUACAGGUUCGUUUGCAUUCCCUUCCCAUCAGCUAG
Dibothriocephalus latus is the source of this 507-nucleotide messenger RNA. NCBI's taxonomy places the organism in Eukaryota, Metazoa, Platyhelminthes, Cestoda, Diphyllobothriidea, Diphyllobothriidae. The record is from the annotation of a GenBank genome assembly.